AGCUAUAAGGUAUACCAGCAAUUAGAUUAGUUUCUCACGAGAUCUCGUAAGCAAUUGACAGACCUUUAAUUGUGUGUUAUCUUGAGAUAUCUCAAUGUGAUCUUUUGACAUAGUCAUCAAAUUUCACUGAAUGUACCGGUAAAUUCUCAGAUAUUUUUCCACUAAUCUCAGCCUCGUGAAAUCAUCCGAUAUUAUUUGUGCUGGUUCUGAGUAUUAUUUUUUCGUCACUAUUGCGCACGCCGCUCUGUCAUACUUCUAUCACAUCGUCAGAAGUCCAGUGUAUUUGUAAAAGUGGUUUACUGGAGACUUUUGGUGUGUAACGGAAAGUUGGUGUUUUUCGCGAAAAGACUGAAUCUUCCGCGGCGCCGAGACAUGGCAUCACAAUCAGUUAUGAGCUGAACUCAGUCGUGGUUACACACGAAAUUUAUAGCUCCACGAAAGUCACGGAAGUUGUCUCACUGAACCAUAAUCACCGGCAGCAUUAGGAAGGUAUCCUUAUGAGCCCUGAUUCUAAUUAACGUGCAAGUGCAUAAGUGCUUCAUAGUGUUCAGAAAAAAGUCAUUUUUAGUGGCCUAAAGUUUCAACUUAUUUAUUUGUAGUGAACAAAGGUACUUUGUGACAAAUUUGCUAGAAAGUGAAAAUCUCCAGUGAGAUGAAAGAUAAGUGAGAAAUUCAAGUUCUAACAAAAGACCAAAUAAACAUCUUUCUGCAAAUUAAAAGAAAUUCCUUCCGGAAAGGCGCAAAUUUUACAAUGAUUCAAGUUCAGGUGCAAAUAGACAAUGACAAGUGUCGAAGGGAUCGUGAGGUGCGUUUGUCGGGAUCAAGAAUUGAUCUAUCUGCCCUCUGUGGAGGCCCUAGAGGUGGUCGCAAUGGCACAACAGAUGCAUUGGGAAACUCUCUUCCGCCUCUUAGUCCACAGAGCAACAACAAUCCAUCACCCACUGACCAUCUGGAGUCUAAGUCAAUUCCCAUGACACCCUCAGAGGUGUUGGAAUUGUACAACAGCCGACUGACAGACUAUGAAAGACAGGAAGUAGAAAAAUAUCCUGAAAUUUGGUAUCUUGGCUUGGAUGCGUGCAAAAUCAAUGCAAAACCAGGAACAGCACUGAAUUGUGGAUAUGACUAUGACAAUGGCAGCUACAAUAAGGUUGUACAUGAUCAUAUCUGCUACCGAUAUGAAAUUUUAGAGGUGAUCGGCAAAGGCAGUUUCGGCCAGGUUAUCCGGGCAUUAGAUCACAAAACCAAUCAGCAUGUAGCUAUCAAAAUUAUAAGGAAUAAGAAGAGAUUUCAUCAUCAAGCCUUGGUGGAAGUCAAAAUUCUCGAUGAAUUGCGAAAGAAAGACAAGGACGGAUCUCAUAAUGUUAUACACAUGCUGGAUUACUUCUAUUUCCGGAAUCACCUCUGUAUCAGCUUUGAAUUGAUGAGCCUAAAUUUGUACGAACUGAUCAAGAAGAAUAACUAUCAAGGAUUCAGUUUGAGCUUGAUAAGAAGAUUUUGCAAUUCAAUAAUCAAAUGCCUGAGACUCUUGUACCAAGAAAAUAUUAUUCAUUGUGAUCUCAAACCGGAAAAUGUUCUACUGAAGCAACGAGGAAGUAGUUCUAUUAAGGUUAUUGACUUUGGAAGCUCUUGCUAUGCACACCGAAAAGUUUACACCUACAUCCAGUCGCGCUUCUACAGAUCACCAGAAGUUAUCCUGGGUCUGCCAUAUGGAACACCAAUCGACAUGUGGAGUCUUGGAUGUAUUCUAGCAGAACUCUAUACGGGAUAUCCACUGUUUCCCGGAGAAAAUGAAGCCGAACAAUUGGCAUGUAUUAUGGAAGUGUUAGGUGUACCUCCAGAAGAUUUGAUUAAUCAAGCAACAAGAAAACGCUUGUUUUUCGAUUCACGUGGAAGCCCACGAAGUGUCAUCAACUCCAAGGGAAGGAAGAGGAAGCCUGGAACCAAGACCCUUGCUUCUGCUCUUCGCUGUAGUGAUAGUUUGUUCAUAGAUUUUGUCAGCAGAUGCCUAGAGUGGGACUAUACAAAGAGAAUGACUCCUGAGGAGGCAGCGAAGCAUGAAUGGCUGCAACCGAGUGGAUCAUCCUCCUACAAUCACUCCAAGGCGAUGAAUCGUGAAGCACAGCAGCAGUCUCAGGAAGUUGAUACAUCUGUGAGUGAUAAUCAACCGACUGCAGUCGUAGCACAGACCUUUCAGCAGCCAAAGUACCAGAGAACUCUACCCCAGACUCCCAAUAAUACAACGUUGCCAGAGAUUAAGACGCCAUCAAUGAAGGGCGCCCUAAAGACACAACGAGAGAGAUUCAAAGGGCUCACAUCGUCCACGACUGAUCUCGAUAGUGUCGCAUCAGCAGCUCAGGCCCAUGGUCAGGCACAUGGUCCUGCGUAUUCCCUGCAUCGACUCUACAAUUCACGCAAAUCCACAACUAAUGCCACCCAGAGCAGUGCCAAGUACAGCGGGAUGUCGCAUUCGCAGAGUACGGGCGACGUUACUGCUAUGUUUGGGAGAGCUUGACCAGGUUAUGGGCCGACUCUGGCCAGGACCAAGAUUGACAGUGGACGUAAGCUAGUCAGUAUCGUGGACAAUCGCGAAGAGUGGUAACACUAGGAGGCUUUACCGAGUGUAAAGUGAAACUUCUGAUCAUCAAUGUGUGAUAUCUCUCACAGUUUUUUUCUCAUCUUGCUGUUGAUUUAACUUUUUGCUUAUUUUCCUCAUCACCUGAAAUUCACUCUAGCCUAGAGCAAGUGACUCUAUGGCGGUGCUCUAGCUAGGGAUUCACAAAAUGGGUUUUGUAUCAGGGAUUGAAGUACAUUGAUCAAGCGAGUUAUGUAGACGCGCCUUCUGGCUAGAUUCUUAUCUAUUUGAAUCGCUAAUCUAGGAUAAUCAAUCCCUAAUAUUAGUCUCCGUUUCAGGCGUGAUAUUUGCAAUAUUUUCAAAAACAUAAUUUUUUUUAGAGAUUUCGUAAGUGCCCCAAAAAUUCUUUGUUAAAGAGACACUGUUCUCAAAUUUUCGUCACUUACAGUAAAGUUGUAAUAUUAACCUUCAAAACAAGCUUCAUAAAUAAUUUUAGAUCACGCCCCCAGAAUAAUUACUGACUAUUGAAAUUUCCUACAGUGUUGAAAGAGCUCCUUCCACGAAAAAAUAAGCCACGCCUUUUGCAAAUUAAGUCAAAGAGAGAAUUUUUCUUUUUACAUGGAGAUUUUGAAUGGCUUCAAGGGAUACUGAAUAAGGGUAUCAAAGUUCUGGAUGAAGAAAAUUCAUGAAAGUGCUUGUGAUUUUGGUAGAGACAUUACAUCAUCAAUUUAUUAGCUCCUCCUACUAAUUUUAAAAUAACUAAAAGAAAUGCAGUAAAGGGAAAAUAUAAAUUUCAUGUUAUUUUUUGCACAAGAGCACCAACUUUUAUUAAAGUUUCUACUUCAGGUAUUCCUGUUUAAUUCUUGUUUGAUUUAUUGUAACUUCAUAUCACAAGAUCCUCUACAGCAAAAUACUAGUGAUUUGCUUACAUAUUUCAGUAAAGAAAAUAAUAAGCCACUCCCAUUGUGAGCCAUUUAUUAAGAAAAUUGUUGUUUCAAUUUUUGAGAUCUUUUUUUUACAAAUUAGAGCUUCCAGAAAUCCUUUUGAAUAGCCAAUAAAAUUUAGAAAUUACAGAGAGGACAAAUAUAUAAAACACACGAGUCCAAAUGGGCGUGGCUUUGCAUAAAAUAAAUAUUUACCAUAUUUAAAAAGAAAUAUUUUUUAUGUAUAUAUGAUGAAUUAUCAUUCAUUCUUUUAAUCUCGCCCAUGUCGGUUCUAUUUUUAUUAAAAAUAAUAUGCUGAAAAAUUGUACUAGGCGUGGCUUAUUUUUUCGUGGAUGAUUCCUUUUAUAUAUCUGUUCAAAUAUAAAUUGGUAUACGUUUCUCGGAAAGGUUUCUAUGUUUUAAUUUUCCUUUAUGCCCAAGACACAAUGACUUUUGUUUAGUAAACAUGUUUUUUGACAUUUCAAUGAGAGUGAGUAAGAUCUAGAUCUAGUCAUCUCGCUCAUUCGCUUGGGAAAUUUUGAAAACGUGUUUAUAAACAAAAGUUAUUGUGCGCUGAUCAUAAAUGACUAAUGACCAGCGCACAAUAGCUUUUGUUUAUAAACAUGCUUUCAAAAUUCUCUGUGAGAGUGAGCGAGAUGACUAGAUCUCAUUUACUCUCAUUUAAAUGUCAAGAACAUGUUUACAAAACAGAAAUUAUUGUUCGUUGGGCAUAACGCACAAUAACUUUUGUUUUGUAAAAAUGUUUUUAACAUUUCAAUUAGAGUGAAUGAAACAGAGAUCUAGUCAUCUUGCUCUCUCUCAUAUGACACUUUAAAAACAUGUUUACAAACAAAAUUUAUUGUACGUUGGGCAUAAAUGAGAUCUAGGUCUUGUCAUCUCGCUCACUCUCAUAGGAAAUUUUGAAAACAUAUUUACAAACAAAAGUUAUUGUGCGCUGAGCAUUAUUAAAUAUUUCAAAAAUUGAAAAAAAAUCAAAUUGUUGUACAGUACCUAAAGGAGGCGUGACUUAAAAUUAUUCAUAUCAAGAAUUGUAUUUAGAGGUUAAUAUCUAUCUUCCUGUUUUAAACAAAAUUUAAAAAAAAAAUCUGCAAAGCAGAAAAGCCCAUAAACUAUUUUUGCUUUAUUUAUUUCUGAGGAAAAUAAAACAAAACCCUUCUGUAAGCCCCUUAAAAGUUCACAAAAAAUUGACGUAAUUUUUUUUUGCUCGGGUGGACUACAUAAAUUAAUAUUAUGUACAGUAUAUUAUGUAUUAUAGUUCAACCAUUACCCGAUGGUCUUAAAAAAAAAAAUAGAAUAAUAUAAAUAUUGUAGGAUAGUGCAAAUAUAGAUAUUUUGAGUUAUUGAAAUGUAUAAAUGUGUUUCAUCGUGAUGUUUAAUAUUUAAGUAUCUAAGUUUUUGUUGUGAAAGUUCUUUGGUUUUUUUUUAAAUUAAAAUGAAAGACUACUGCUUAAUUUACCCUGCCACUAAAGAUUAGACGUUCUAGCUUGCGUUAUUAGAUUGUUUAUUAUGACAGAAAAAAAACUUAGAUCCUUAACUUUGCAAGAACAUCACAAGAAAUACGUUUUAAUAAUAAAAAAAACCUACUGUUGGAAAAUAAAGGUAAGAAAGAGAUUUCUAAAUCAAUACAGAUACAACUCGAAAUCAAGCAUACAGAUAUACACGUAAAAUACAAAACAAUGCAACUAGUGGAAUUAACAAAAAAAAAAGAAA
Messenger RNA from Phlebotomus papatasi, 5226 nucleotides. RefSeq names its product dual specificity tyrosine-phosphorylation-regulated kinase 2 (gene Dyrk2). Gene Ontology annotation, molecular function: ATP binding; protein serine/threonine kinase activity; protein serine/threonine/tyrosine kinase activity. Lineage: Eukaryota; Metazoa; Arthropoda; Insecta; Diptera; Psychodidae. The record is from RefSeq and is a predicted model, not a curated record. Gene Ontology annotation, cellular component: nucleus. Gene Ontology annotation, biological process: peptidyl-serine phosphorylation; peptidyl-threonine phosphorylation. The coding region runs from base 752 to 2512 and encodes 586 amino acids. The transcript has 11 exons.